Neoarius graeffei (lesser salmon catfish) is the source of this 566-nucleotide messenger RNA. Its product is annotated as C-C motif chemokine 3-like. The coding region runs from base 20 to 298 and encodes 92 amino acids. The transcript is spliced from 3 exons. The record is from RefSeq and is a predicted model, not a curated record. Lineage: Eukaryota; Metazoa; Chordata; Actinopteri; Siluriformes; Ariidae. Gene Ontology annotation, cellular component: extracellular region. Gene Ontology annotation, molecular function: chemokine activity; CCR chemokine receptor binding. Gene Ontology annotation, biological process: immune response; lymphocyte chemotaxis; positive regulation of ERK1 and ERK2 cascade.
AUCAUCACCAUCAGCAGUCAUGAUCUUCCCUUUUCUCCUGCUGGGUCUUGCCUGCCUUCAGUCAUUCACAAUGGCCUUAUAUGAAAUGAGACCAGAGAAAUGCUGUUACAGUUACCAGAAGAGUCAAAUCCCUGUAAAAUUCAUUACAGCGUAUGAAGAAACAGAACUUCGGUGUGCACAGCCUGGAGUCAUCUUUCUCCUAAAGAACGGCUAUCAGAUGUGUGCAAAUCCUGAAGACGGGUGGGUGAAGAAGCACAAGAAAACAAUCGACCAGCGCGAGUUUAAAAACCUGUCUUAAACUCAGCCGAGUGUUUAAAUCCUCUCUCCGUUAAUAAGUAUUUUUUAAUCAUAGUUAAACUUUUGUUUGAAUUAGUCCUGCACUGUUUAGCUGAAUUACACUGGAGGCUAUGAGGAUGAAUUAAUUAUAUCUUUAUACCUAAGAAAGGACAUUAACUUGCAUAUUAUGAUGAUGUUUCUAUUUGUUUGAUCACAUUUUCACCUUUUAAAAGAAAACUUGUGAAACGUCGGCCACCUUCAAAGAGAUUAAAAUGUUCAUGACAUCUUUG